This is a messenger RNA of Fusarium odoratissimum NRRL 54006, 10508 nucleotides long. RefSeq names its product phosphatidylinositol 4-kinase. The record is from RefSeq and is a predicted model, not a curated record. Bases 2716 to 7899 code for a protein of 1727 amino acids. Gene Ontology annotation, biological process: phosphatidylinositol phosphate biosynthetic process; phosphatidylinositol-mediated signaling. NCBI's taxonomy places the organism in Eukaryota, Fungi, Ascomycota, Sordariomycetes, Hypocreales, Nectriaceae. Gene Ontology annotation, molecular function: 1-phosphatidylinositol 4-kinase activity. Gene Ontology annotation, cellular component: plasma membrane; cytoplasm. The transcript has 3 exons.
CAAAAAGACAGAGAAAAGCAAUACAUGGCCAUGCCAGACUUACGAAAAUGUCGUCCAAGAGUAGUGAGGGUGAAUAGCUGUGGUACAGCUGAUAACUCAUUCACAAACAAGCACCAGUGCUCGGUGAAGAGAAUAGUUCAUCUCUUUCAGGGUGGUCUUGAAACCACUGGCUGAGUAUGCUGAUAAGACGCUUGAGUAUUGGUAUGCCCAUUGAACCUCUCAAUGAUUAAAGCGUACUUUGAGUAUGCCGUUACAACUGCUUCGAACCUUAGUUAUAAGGUUAAAUCGCCGUCAUACCAUCGCUUGUUUUCCAAGCCGUCAACACAGCAAGUUAGGUGUCGGGCAGUUAGAGUUGAAGGCCAAUUGAUACAAAUACAAGGUAACUUGAACCUGGCAUACCUUUAGCUAACACCCCGAGUCAGAAAAUUAAAACUGCAAUCGCAUAGUGCCAAUAAGUGAUCUAGGUGCCCGUGAUCUGUGUGAAUGUUUGAUCGAACACGAUGGCUUCAGUGGCGUUGGGGAAAUCUUCCUCAUAUCCAGUGCAUAGGUGAUGUGCGGUCUGCAGAGCUCAGUGUCGCCGAAAGUAAUUAUAAAACCUAACAUCCCAAGUUAAGUAAGACCUUUGCAUCCUGAAGCCUCACAGGUCACCUAUUAGUUUGCAAUUCGUGGAGCGUGACGUUCUCUUUUGUCGUUGAAGCGACUCGGUAUCAUAUUCAUAUUCAUCACACCACAAUUAUGCCCCGCAGUUGACCGUAAGGAAGGCUCAUUGAUUUCGUGGCGUCUAAGUAAUCCCCUGUUAUACAUUCCUCUUUCGCCUUUCCUGCCAUCUAAUCCUUCUUCAAGGGCAAGAAAGUCUCCUCAAUACCGUCUGCUGUGAUGAUGAGCAUUUGAAGGUUAUCACCAACCUCAAUGUGACGCUCCACCGCACCAUCGAAUGCAUCCUUGACGACAGUCUCGACCUCUGUUCGUGUAAGAGGACGUCGCUCCCGCUCCUUCAGCUCAUGGCCUUCUCCGCUUCCGGGAAUAUACUGGUUCUUGAAGUUGACCUGGUUGUCCAGGAAAGGCAUGAUCAGACUGCCCGCAGCACCGCCUGCUCGGCACUGCUCCCGUUCGUAGCUCCCCACGGGAUCGUAUGAGUACACAGCGCCUCUGCCCUCCUCAUCCAGACCGCCGAGCAUCGCAUGCGAGUAGUAGGGGAAGAAUCGCUUCGAGUAGAGAACGGUAGAGAGGCGUUUGGCACAAGCAUUGACAGUCAUAGGCUUGCCGUGGCGGUAACGGUAGAUCUUGCAGAUGGUGUCGAGGUGGUCGCGGAGGGCCUCACCAUCAGCAGCGAAGCCGACGACAGAUAGGACUAGUGUAGCAUCCUCCUGAGAGGCAGUGGUGCCGCCGAUUCGGAAGACCUUGGGGGACAUACGAGAGUUGAUGCUAUAACCGCUGGUGUGGCGGGUGUCACCAGCCAUGAUGGUAAAGUCUGCGCCAGCAAUGGCAAGAGUCGAGCCGCCAUUGUCGGUGUAGCUUGGGUCAGUUAGCUGUAAGCCCUGGAGAUGCAUAGAUGAGGUGUCUCACGGGUUAAAUCGAUGUUCUCGAAACUCGCCGCUGUUGGCCUUGGGGGCAUCGGAGAAUGAAUAGUUGGGCCCAUUCAUCAGAGGGUUCUGGCUGAACAUGGCAGCCAUGAUUACGGUCUAUGUGACGGAAGGUUUAAGUAAGGUCUUGGUGAUCUUUCUUGAUGCGCAGAGAUGAUGGAAUUCGGAGUUGGUGAUUGAUGAUGUUGAUCUGGUGUUGCCUUGUAACUGACAAUAGAGCUGAGGUUAAGACGCACGCGUCAAGCUUGCAGCCUUGCCCACCUAACCUGCAGAGCUGAGGUAGCUACGAUGACUAAGCGCGCAGACAGGCAGGGGUUCACCUCCUAAAGUUCACCUAACAACCAUCGUCAUUUUGAAGGUCUCGUUUCAGAAACAAAUUUGUUGACUUGGUUCUUGUUGGUAUUUUGUUUCGAAUUGCUGUGCUUUGAAGCGGCCGCAUCGCCUACGCACCAACGAUGAUAGGCGACAUUCGCUCCAAGGCGCUGCAGAAGAUAGCUUCGCUAUCUGCGUCUAGCUCUACAACAUCCUUCGACCGAUCCGAUCUCGACCGACUAUGUAGAGCCUGCCACGCCGGCGCGAAGAGCAAGGACUAUGUCAAUGGCUAUCAGAAUAAGAGCUCGCUAGGCCGAGUGCCUAUGGUAGGUUGUUCAUAGAACAUAGGGAUCUGAUAGCGCGUGAUUGACAAUUGUAGUCUAUUCGCGAAUUCGAGGUCUUGAUCGCAUUAUGCAAGACAGCACCGAAAAUCAAAUCGAGCCAGAGCGCCCAGAGACUCUCGUAUCAGCUGUUCCCGUAUAUUCUUGAAGCACAUAUACAGGUUUUCCUUCCUUCACCAUUCUUCCGAAAGAUCGACCCGUCCCCGACCGAGGCCCUAGCCUUUCAUGUGACAGGGGCCCUGCUGGCACUUGGCAUCAAUUACGAUGAGCUUCAGGAGAAUGUGACCGAUAAGAUCUGGGCCUUCGUGAACUCUUGUAGACGAGCUACCGAGAGCAUUAUCUCACCUCAAGCAGGAGAUCCUGAGAAUCCUCACCUGGAGGAUGCAAUUCGAACUGUGACAAUUGCCGUGGCCCUGCUCGGAUUUUUGGAUGCGGCAGCCGCUCAGGCCGACUUCUGGAGAGCUGGCGGUCGACUGGCCAUGAUCAAGAAAAUCAGAGAGUUGCUUUCUGAGCCUUUCCUUAUCGCUGUGGAAACAGCACUAUCCACCAUUCGCAACUGCCAUAGCCAGGAUCGCGAGGUCAAAGAAUGGAAGAGAUACCUGCGCCACUAUGCCUCCUCUGGACGACCUCUCGGAGCUAUGCUCCUGCACCGAAGCUUCGCUCAUCUUAUUGUCUCCAGCACUUCACUGAUGGUAAAAGACCCUCGUUCUCUGCGAGAGUCUCACGUGCUGGAUAUCUACAUUGCCCAGGGUGAAGAUCUUUGCAAUAUCGCGUCCUCUGCGCUCGAAGCAGACUUCAAGACGGUUGAGGAAUAUGCUGCCCUGGCCAUUGAAGAGAUCCAGUAUAUCGAAGGUGGUGCUGACUUUAUCCGCAUGGGAUCUCCUGACCAGCAGAGUCUCGCUUACGCUGUGAAGGCUGCGGCGCUCAUUUCCUACUUGAAUUGCGCUCUGCUCAAUGAAGAUGCUGCUGAUACAGAGAUUCUCAUGAACUGGCUUCAGGAAACCCUGGAUGACUCUGUUCAGAUGGCUGACCCUACUCUUGCCUCGGUCACGUUGCGAUGUUUGGCCCUGAUCUGCCAGAUCUCACCAUCCUUCUCGUCUAAUGUCAGCCGCAUCCUACCUAGGUUCAUCGUUCAGGAUGCCCCGCAGAAAGAUAUUGUCACUAUAGCUUCCAAUAGCUUGGCUUAUGCUCUCAAAAUGCUCUCGAAGGAUGCUGUCAUCGGCACAUUGUAUACCCUGGGCAACGUACUCAGCCCUGGGUCGGACCAAGCGUUUGUGAACGAUCAGAUUGAUGGAACGGCAAGUGAAACAGGACUUAACGCCAUUUAUACCAAUCGUCGGUCCAUUGGGAGCUCGAUUUCACUACAGAUGUAUGGCGAGGAGGAGACUGCGAUCGUUUCAGGCAAUGUCGUGCAAACCAUCUGUGGGAUUGCUGCUGCUUUCAAGGAUGAGAAAAUUACCGCACUGGCUCAGUCUAUGCUUCAGCAGAAGCUCGAAAAGGUCAAUACAGGCGUGGAUGCCCGGAUUAUCAGUGGAGCAGCUGCUCUGGCUCUCGAGGGCGGACAACUCGAGUUUCGCUCUUUGCUCAAGUUGUUUAGUAAACUGUGUCAUACUGGGGUUGUCGAAAACCAGCUAUUCUUACUGGAAGCUGUGAGAAAUGCUCGCACUUUCAUUUCUGCCAACCUACGACGUGACUCGCAGCUGUUUGGUAUAUACUAUGAACACUUGCUUGACAGCAUCAUCGGACUUGGUGAUGUACAUUCGUCUGGACAUACCAAGGAAUCUGACGUACAAAUGGCUGCAAAGGAGAUCGCGGAACUUCUUCAUCCGCUGGCAAUUUUUAUGUCCACGAACGAUUUUGCUUUCGAGCCCAUCGCCGAUGACGAGACGUAUUCUCUGCUUCGAGACGCUUGGUUCAACAUCGUGGUUCACGGCUUUACCACCAACACAGAUCGUGGCAAACAGUAUAUGAGAGAAUUGCGUAUGAUUGCUAUUCACUCCCCACCUCUUGUGGCCGAGCAGCGAGGUGAGCAGGUCGAAAGUGAUAUCGAGCUCAAUACUGUCUUACGACGUGGUAUGAGCAACGAUAGAGAGUCUCUGCAGAAGAAGCUUUUGAGUGAUCUUGUACCCUCCAAGUCCAAUGAGAUUAGGAGCCUCAGCUAUCGCAAGGUGAUCUUCUUGCAAGCAGCUUACCUGAUGGAAAUUCUUCGAGCCGACUCAGGUGAUUGCACCAAGGUUCUGUCCUAUUUCCUGGAACCGAGCAUGUCCAAGGGAGAGCUGAGCAGCGCCAUGGAGGGUGUUGCAGCUGCUGUCAUGGAUAAGUAUAUUCAAAAGACUCAAAGCGGCGCCGAACCAACCUUUUCUGCCCAGUACGCUGCCGAGCAGCUCGCUACCAUCUUCUGUAGCUGCUGCCACCGUAUCGAGCGAGUCCAGCAAGCCGCGUUUGUUUGCGCCGAUCGCUUCCUCCGUGAAAUUCCUUCAGCCCUUUGCUAUAGGUCGUCACUCUUCGCACUGAUUGAACUGCUCUCGCUUAUGUGGUCUAGCUGCUUGGAAGCCGAGACAGAUGUUUAUGCUCCUAGGUCCACUUUUACGUCAGAACUUGGCGGAGUGACUGUGCAGCUUUCAGACGACUAUGAUUUUCGAAGAUGGACGGUAGAUAUCCUUAACCGCAAGGCCAGGGUAUGGGUCAAUUCUGCUAUCAACCUCUCUCCUCUCGAUGUCAAGGGAAUUCUGCAGACAUAUCUCUCGGAGUUCAGUGACGAAGGCGCUUACGGCCAUGUCUCUUUGGGAAGGUCUUUUGCUCUUGAGCUAGGAUCAAUUAUUCCAUCAACAGACAAUCGUCUCCAAUCCAUGGACAAGAUUGGCAACUCGAGUGUCAACACAGCCUCUGCCUUUGUUGCGCAGUACACAACUCGCCAAGAAUAUCGGUAUGGCGAGACGCUUCCGGAUCGUGGUACAGAACUUAUGAGCUUCAUGAAUCACAACCGUCGCUUGUCAUUUGUGCAGUCAUCUGUGAAGGAGAGUGCCAAUGCCACUACUGCACUCGCUCAUGUUGAGGCAAGAAUUCUCAGCAAGAAGAGUACAUCCAUCACUGAAGUCCGAGAUAUUCUUCGUAGGGCAGCAGCACUUCUUUGCCGCACGAGCAAGGAUGAAGCUGCUGUUGCUCAUCACCUUGUGAGCAUUCCGUUCGCCCUAUUCACCAAGCAAUCUAUCAACUUGGGUGUCUCCUUAUGGCUUGGUGUAAUCAACGAAAACCCAAGGCAGGAGUCGAGACUGCUAAAUGAGAUCGUCCAGCAAUGGGAGUUCACUCUUACGCGAAAGGUCGGCCUUUUCAGCCCAACACUGAAUCAUGUUGACCCCUUCUUCUUGAAGGAGGAAUUUGCGCCCAGCGAACUGGAAGCUCUAGCCAAGAAGAAGCAAAUUGUGCAUGACAUUCUCUCUCCCCAUACUCGACUGCUCCAAUUCUUUGCCAGUCAUUAUAACGCUACCAGGCUCGGUAGCCCUGAUAUCCAGAAGGUGUUCCUCCGGAUGAUUGAUCUUACACUGGAGGCAAUGAAGCAAUCUGCAACUCAUCCAAUGGCCAGAGAGAUUCGAUUCCAAAUCGUCUUAUUUGGUCUCCGCGUCCUACGUUCCAGCACCACUCUCAAGCCUGCAGCACAGUGGAGGCUCAAGGAGCGACUUCUUACGGCCGGCCUGUCUUGGUUCAGGUCUGCACCCAAGUGGUCAUUCGGAAGUAACUUAUUGCAGAUGAAGACCGAGAUCCGUCUUAUCUCUGAUGUCUUGGCGGCCCUCCAACAGGUCUCUUUUAUAGGCGCCCAAACUGUCGGCAAUGUCAAGUCUCUGCAGUCCAAAGAGCAGCUGCUCGACCUCCUGCUCAGAAAUGAACAACUGCGCCUAAUCGUCUGGGUAAACCCACUCAACAAUGCGAGCAAUCAAGCAUUGACUCAAACUGCUGGUAAGGCACCGACCGAGGCUGCACUCUUACCACUCAUUAGAACUGCAUGGUGGCAGGACCCAGCUAUUGCGAUCGAACUCGCAACUAGGUUUCCAUUCCCUCGCCUGCAGCGUGAUAUCAGGUUCUUGCUUCUCACCAUGCCUGAAAAGGCCAUUUUCGAGCCUGAGGCUCUGCACCUGAUCUUUGGAGGAUUUCUUCCCGAUGAUGUCGCUUCGCAACAACUCAAGUAUUUAUUGUACUGGGAGCCUGUGAACCCCGUAACAGCCGUUACCAUGUUCUUGCCCGCCUACCAGUCGCACCCGUUCAUUAUUCAGUACGCCAUGCGUGCGCUGGAAAGCCAUUCUGUCGACGUAACAUUCUUUUAUGUUCCCCAAAUUGUCCAGUCUCUCCGCUACGAUAGCCUUGGAUAUGUUAAGCGCUAUAUCCUCGAAACAGCUCAGUUUUCCCAGCUGUUCGCUCACCAGAUCAUCUGGAACAUGAAGGCCAAUUCGUACAAGGACGAUGACGCUCAGAUCCCUGACGAAAUCAAACCAACUCUCGAUACGGUCAUGACUCAGAUGGUUGACGGUUUCGCCGCUGAAGACCGCGACUUUUAUGAGAAAGAGUUUUCUUUCUUUGACGAAGUCACUGACAUUUCUGGGAAGCUUAAGCCCUUCAUUAAGAAGUCGAAGCCGGAGAAGAAGCAAAAAAUUGAAGAAGAGCUGCGCAAAAUCAAAGUUGAGGUCGGCGUUUAUCUUCCUAGUAACCCUGAUGGUGUUGUUAUCGGCAUUGAUCGCAAGUCUGGCAAGCCUCUACAGAGUCACGCCAAGGCUCCGUACAUGGCCACAUUCCGUAUUCAGAAGAACAAAGGAGGCGUUUCUGAGGUGGAUGAGAUGAUGGAGGAGAAUGACGGAGAAGAUCAUGGAACACCAGAGAGGACUGUUGAAGUCUGGCAGUCGGCCAUUUUCAAGGUCGGCGAUGAUUGUCGACAGGAUGUCCUGGCGCUGCAGAUGAUUGCAGCGUUCCGAGGCAUAUUCCACGAUGUCGGCCUAGAUGUCUACGUCUUCCCUUAUCGAGUCACUGCCACAGCCCCUGGCUGUGGUGUCAUCGACGUGCUGCCCAACUCGAUCUCACGAGAUAUGCUUGGUCGUGAGGCUGUCAAUGGUUUGUAUGACUACUUCAUCUCCAAAUACGGCAAUGAGAACUCGCUCCGAUUCCAGCGAGCCCGCAGCAACUUCGUCAAGUCCAUGGCGGCCUACUCAGUCAUUUCCUACUUGUUACAAUUCAAGGAUAGACACAACGGCAACAUCAUGAUUGACGACGCGGGCCAUAUCCUACACAUUGAUUUCGGUUUCUGCUUUGAUAUCGCCCCAGGUGGUAUCAAGUUCGAGCGUGCCCCCUUCAAGCUCACAACCGAGAUGGUGGCGGUCAUGGGUGGUUCAAUGGAGCACCAGAGUUUCAAGGCCUUCGAGGAACUCUGCGUAAAGGCUUUCUUGGCCAGUCGUCAGUAUUGCGAGAAGCUCAGCCAGAUCGUCUGGCUCAUGAUGGAUAGUGGUCUGCCCUGCUUCAAGCCUGAGAGUGUCAAGCAUUUCCGUGAGCGUUUUGUCCUUGACAGGAGCGAGCGCGACGCUGCCAACUUCAUGAAACAUCUCAUCAAGACCAGUUACUCGAGUCACAGCACAGGUAUCUACGAUCAGUUCCAGCUUCUGACUAACGGCAUUCCCUAUUAAGGGAUGGCACAAGAGGACGAUCAGUAGUGAAUGGGUCUUGAUGUUUUUUUUUUGUUAUUAUAGCGCUUGUCUAGUCUUCCUUUCCGACUCUUUUGAGAGAUAAUACUCUUGAUAAUACAUAUAUAGUACAAUCGCUCCGCUUCCCGAAGCGACUGAGGGUUUUGCAAAAACGACUAUGAUGCUCCCACAGAACUGCUCCGCGCUUGAACACGCUUCUAUAUGCACCCAAGCUCUUUGGAUAUUGCCAUGCCCCUUUAGAUCUCUGGCGACUAGUCUGCCCGUCUCGCUUGCAAACGGGGGAUCUAAUCCGCAUGGCCUCGUUAUAUUGUUGCAACUCAGCCUUAUUUCUGUUUUGCGGCAGAUCCUUUGAGCAUAUGAGUCGGGGCAUUAUAACUAGUAUAAUCGACGUGGACGAAUGCUCGGUCAACGAUUGGCACAGACUCGAGGAAGUAUGUCAGCACCUCGCUAAGAUCGUGACUGUCCUUGAGAGGUGUCGCAGCAGAGAGCACAAUAUCGACCUCGACGAAGAGUUUGUCACCAGCGUGAUAGGCGCGCAAAUUUUGAAUCUGACGAAUGGCAGUGGCGAAGCGCAUGGUCAAGUAUAGCAGCAGGUUUCGCUCGUCAGGUUGGGCGGAGAAGCCUGAAAGGUUACGGACGUGGUGUGCCGAGGUCUGACUCCAGUUGAAGAUGACAACAAGGGAGAGGAGCAAGCCACCGACAGCAUCGAGCCACCAGAUUCGCCCAUAGUAGCCGACUGGAGCCAAGAUUAGUAGGGUUCGGCUUUGCAGGGUCUGCUAUGAUUACUUACUGAUGGGGAACAGGAUGGAACCAGUGUUGAAGAUCACAUCCGUCUUUGCAUCCUCAGCCCUAUGAUUUGGUCAGAUACGGAGUACGAAUGUGGAUGAAUAUGCCGACUUACAAUGCUCUAACACUUGAGUUCUUGACGACACGACACCAGAUCCAGCAGGCACCCUUGAUGACGAUGGUAGAAACCAUGAUGGCAAUAGCUGGAAUACCCAGCUCAAGAAUAGCAUGCUCAGGGUCCAUGAGGCGAGAAAUACACUCGAGUCCGACUUGGCAGAAAGAUGUGAUCAUGAUGAUGGAAAAGACGAGGACGCCAAGUGGUUCGAGUCUUACUAUAUAUUAGCUUCUGUUCACUUGAAAUGCCACAAGCUCUACGGCAGCGACUGAGACUUACUUGCGGCGACCAACAGGAUAGCUAUAUUGGUCUUGAUGACUGGACGAGAUGAGACGCGUAGUAAUCCAUACGAUGACGGUACUGAGGAAAUCUAGCACAGCAUCUACCAAACUGGCAAGGACGGACAUUGAAGGCACUGAGACUAUGACAACAAGCUUUCCAGCGAGUAAAAUGGCAUUGGCAAUGAAGUUUACCCAGAUGGCCAAUGUCACGAUGGGGUCGUCGCUGUCGAUUUCAGCAUCUUCCAACCAAGGUAACAAGGGCUUGGGGCCGUUGUCAUCUUCUUGGCUAGCAGGUCGCGGAGGUUGCUCCUCGUCUUCGUCCUCGGAUUGAUCCUGACGCUGAAGAAGUGGCAAGUUCUCGGAGGAACGGAAGAUAUCUUGAGGUGUGCGCGUAGCAGGGAGCUUUGUGGUCGAAUUGCUAGGCUUGACACUGACAGUGCCAUAGGAGCCUGGAGUGAUAGAUGCGGAUACAGGAGUUGAUCCAGUGAGAGGGGGGGAGUCGGAUGUAGUGGAGGGCUCCUCGUUGAUGGUAUCUGGGACGUCAAGUGGUCGGAAUGCAGAAGCUUCAAGCUCUGCUUGAUACUCGUUGAGGAGAUCGUGGGGGAUAGCGGAGUCGAGGAGAGCAUCGAUGUACAGAUAUUGCUGAAUCAACUCAUUUGUUCUCUCAUAGUACUCGCGCCUGGUGGGUUUGGUCAGCUGCUGCGCGAGGCCGAGGCGCGUAAUUGGUGGCGCCAUUGAGGACUCACAGUGGUUUGGACAUAGCAGCCAGCUCCUCCUCAGGCUUCCAGUACUGCUCCCAUCGAUAUCGAGGGUUGCUUCUGCCAAUGAGUUUGGCGCUGCGGUUCUGGGGGCCGUGAAGCAGUUGGGUGAGGCGGCGCUCAUCAGCGAGCAGCUUGCCAAGCUCAUCAUGGUCGUGGCGGAGCAGUCCAGUCUCCUCAUCGUCAGGUCCCAUCCAGAAAGAAGGAGGAUGCGCGGGAACAGAACUGCUCAAGCUCUGUAUGCUCUGGUGAGAGCGACUGCGGAUGAGGGACUGGAGGGCGCCACUGCGCGUGCCCAGAGGGUUGUGGCUAUCCUCGUUUGAGAGGAGAGAAGGGCGCCGUAAUUGAGCAUGGCUACCAUGCUUUGAGGGAGUGUUUGGAGAGCUCAUUGUCGCAAAAGAUGUCGCUUUUUCGCAGCGACUGGCGGGAGAAUUGGGUGGUUAGGAUGGAGGAGGCGCAAUUAUAUAUCGCGAAGAAAAAUAAGAUAAAACGUGUAACGAGUCAGGUUUGAAGUAUUGCCAGGGUUUUGAAGCGUAAAGUAGAAACAAUUGCGACUAGGUAGGUGCCGUACCUUAAGUUAGUAGUCAAAACGUUGUUUUUCCGAGCUUCCGCCUCACCAAAGAGAAAUAAGAUUAGCCAAAAAGGACACUG